Cantharellus anzutake is the source of this 704-nucleotide messenger RNA. RefSeq lists its product as uncharacterized. The transcript is spliced from 4 exons. The coding region runs from base 117 to 506 and encodes 129 amino acids. Lineage: Eukaryota; Fungi; Basidiomycota; Agaricomycetes; Cantharellales; Hydnaceae. The record is from RefSeq and is a predicted model, not a curated record.
UAGGACUUUUCGAAUGCAUCGAGCCCAAGGAUUGUCGGAUUAAGUCAUAGCAGUCGAACCGGAAACAACUCGUAAAAUCACAGGCCUGUUCCUUCUCACAUUCCCAACAGAUACGUAUGGAAACCGCCAUAGGAAUUAGGAAUGUGGGGAGCACAGCUCGGGACUUUUGUGCCAUCGAGCGUAACUAUCUCUCGCACGCUCGCCUGGGACUUUUGCUCUCACUGUUGUCUUCUUCGAUCCUGCUUCGAUCCCGAUUAUCCUCACAAACUGACAAUUCAGUUGGUUUCACUGAGGCGGCGGUACCGCUAAGCUCGGUGUACUUUAUUGCCUCACUCUGCACCGUAAUAACGGGUUGGUAUGCUUAUGAAGAGUCAGGCAGACAAAUGAAGCAGGGUGUAGGUUUUGUGGGUGGUUUUAGAAUACACGAGAUUGUACUGAGUAGCGUGGCCUGCUUGGUGGCUGGCACGAGCCUCUACCUACUCGUCAUCCAGCGCCAUUCGGCGUGACCUCGUCACCAAAAUUAGGGUUUCAAAAUUAACAAUUCACCACCAUCAUCAACCUGGCUACUCAGUGGGCGACUUAGAUCUAAUUGCACACUUUCAUCGUCUAUGCCAGGCUUUACCAGUUUGAGGGGCUGGGUAGAUGACCUUUCCUUUGAGUCUUUCACCCUAGGUCGAGCAUCUGAUGAGACUUACGAACGACAU